UCGCUCUCUGGACAGGCUGAAAUGGCGUUGCAGUAGCGCUAGUCUGGAUGUUGUUCAAAACUCUUCCGAUUCCUGCUAUAACACCUGCGGGUUUUUCCGCUCUCUGCGCCUGGGACCCAUAGUCUCGGAAGCCCCCCGACCCCCCAGAACACAAUACAUGCUCGGAAAAAUCGAAUUGGCAACUUUUGGAGAAUAAUUCGCUUCCUUUGUAUAGGCCGCGUCGAAACCUCGGCGCUCGUUAACGGAGGCAGAGCGCCUACGAGUGCGCGGCUCCCCGCAGCUGUGAAAAUUUGGACCCUGCAUGUGCUGUACCAUGGUGAAGUCGAUGUCCUGGCUGUGAUGGUGUUUGUUGCUGAAACCCAGCUGAAUUCGAGUCCAACACACCUGCAUAUAGCAUUUACCCCUGCUUUCACCGUCUAGUUUUGUAUAACACAUUUCAAUUCUUUGUAGAAGUCUGUGUCAGUGUAGCCUAAGACAUAUUUGAUGCUGUCUCACAGAGCGGACCAAGGGCAGUUUUAACUUCUGUGGUUUACAGGGUAAUUAAGUGUAGCAAGAUCUUGUGGGAGGCAGAAAAAAUCACACACAGUCCUAGGUCAGUUGUCCCGGUGUUUCCAGGAUGGCAUCGGUACCUGUGUACUGCUUGUGUCGACUGCCCUAUGAUGUCACUCGUUUCAUGAUUGAGUGUGACAUCUGUCAGGACUGGUUCCAUGGAAGUUGUGUAGGUGUGGAGGAAGAGAAAGCCACAGAAAUCGACCUGUAUCACUGUCCCAACUGUCAGGUCACACAUGGCCCUUCCAUUAUGCGGAAGCGCAGGGGGAGUCACAGACAGACAGAAUCCUCAGGGGGAGGUAGAGACACAAGCCGUCCAGUGAAGACCGGCAGUGCUCAGUUUGUCAGAGAGCUACGUAGCCGCACUUUCCCAAGUGCGGAUGAGGUGCUCCUGAAACCGACAGGAGCACAGCUGACGGUGGAGUUCCUAGAGGAGCGCUCCUUCAGCGUCCCCGUGCUUGUGCAUCGGAAAGACGGCCUGGGCAUGAGCUUGCCCCCCCCAUCCUUCUCUGUCUCUGACGUGGAGCACUACAUAGGUGGGGACAAAGAGAUCGACGUGAUAGAUGUAUGCCGGCAGGCGGAUGUGAAGAUGCGGUUGGGGGAAUUUGUUCAGUACUACAACAGUCCUAACAGAGACCGGGUCCUCAAUGUUAUCAGCCUGGAGUUCUCUGAGACCAGACUGUCUAACCUAGUGGAAACGCCGAAGAUCGUGCGCAAGCUGUCAUGGGUAGAGAACCUGUGGCCGGAGGAGUCUGUGUUUGAGAGGCCCAAUGUGCAGAAAUACUGCCUGAUGGGAGUGAAGGACAGCUACACAGACUUCCACAUUGACUUCGGGGGCACAUCUGUGUGGUACCACGUGCUGCGGGGAGAGAAGAUAUUCUACCUCAUCAGGCCCAGCCCAGCCAACCUGGCCCUGUUUGAGCACUGGAGCUCCUCAUCCAAUCAGAAUGAGCUCUUCUUUGGUGACCAGGUGGACAUGUGCUACAAAUGUGCUGUCAAGCAGGGAAACACCCUGUUCAUACCUACAGGGUGGAUUCACGCAGUUUUGACCCCAGUUGACUGCCUGGCAUUCGGGGGCAACUUCUUGCACAGCCUCAACAUUGACAUGCAGCUCCGAGCAUAUGAGAUCGAGAAGAGAUUGAGCACAGCCGACCUCUUCAAGUUCCCUAACUUUGAAACUGUUUGCUGGUACGUGGGGAAGCACCUGUUGGACACAUUCAGAGGUUUGCGGGAGAAUCGCAGGCAUCCUGCUACCUACCUGGUCCAUGGGGCAAAGGCUCUGAAUAACGCCUUCCGUAGUUGGACACGCAAAGAGGCCCUGUCUGAGCAUGAGGAGGAAAUUCCUGAGACCAUAAAAACCCAGCAGCUGAUUAAAGACCUGGCCAAGGAGAUCCGCUUGGUGGAGGACAUCUUCCAACAAAACAUGGGAAAGACCGGGGCUCCUUUUGGGGGCUCCCGGGUCAUCCCCUCCACCCACUCCAGCACUUCUCUGACUGCCCCUCACACCCCGGGGCGCCCCCCGGGCCGGAAGAGAGGCCCAAAACCCAGAGAAGGGGGAGCAGGGCUGCCUGAUGUCAAGAAGAGGAGCAGGAAAGGCAAGACUGGGGCGGGAGAGCUGGACCUGCUGGAGAUUCACACCAAGCACACCCUGAAGAAGCACCAACCUGGAGGCAAAGGCAGGAGCAAGAUGGAGGUUCCAGCUGCCUGCCUUGAUGACCUGGAUGGGGAGCUCAACAAGAGCAAGCUGAAGCUGGUGCUGACCAAUGGCAAAACACUGGGGAAAAAGGGGGGUCGCUCAGCCAACAGUGACAGGGCAGGGAGUAUGCCCCAGUUCCAGCCCUUGAUUGGCCAGGUGGAGGAUAUAGGAGGGACAGCAUUCUCUGACUUUGAAUCAGAGGAUGAGCUACAGAUUGAUGAGACCCCACCACCUCGGCGCAGAGUAAAGGCACAGAACAAGAAGAAGCUUACUGGUCUGCCACGAAAACUGCCCAGAGCCAAGCCCUGCUCAGACCCUCAUCGGGUGCGGGAACCUGGAGAGGUGGACUUUGAUAUUGAGGAGGACUACAGUACCGAUGAGGACUCUCUGACUUUACAAGGUGUGAAAGGGGGUGCUGGGGGAAUUCUGGACCUGCUGAAGGCCAGCAAACAGGUGGCUGGUCUGGACUCUGCUCUUAGCGAGGAUGCCCCAGCUUCCCCGAGCACACGGGACGCCAUACAGGGCAUGCUCUCCAUGGCCAACCCCCCUUCCUCGGCAUCCUCAUCCUCUUCCUCGCUCUCUGUCUCAGGAAGCACAAGCAAAGGGCUGGGCAGAGCAAAAGAAAAAGGGGGAGCACCCUCUUGGUGGGCAGGGGGGGGCCAGAGGAAAGGGAGUGCUCCUGAAAAGAAAAGCACCACCCAGCGGCCCGGGAAACGGCCAAUCAAACGGCCGGCCCGUCACUUGAGCGACGAUGGGGAGGACAGUGUAGAUGAGCAGGAAACCCUGGGCACCUGCUUCAAGGAUUCGGACUACAUCUAUCCCUCUCUGGAGUCAGAUGAGGAAGACCAUGCCAUCAAGUCCAAGAUGAAGAGGAAGAAGAACUCGGAUGACAUACCAUGGAAUCCUAAAGCCCGUGUGACCCCCACCCUGCCCAAACAGGAGCGCCCCCUUCGGGAGGGGGCGAGGGUGGCAUCUGUGGAGACUGGCCUUGCUGCAGCUGCUGCCAAACUGGCCCAGCAGGAGCAACAGAAAACUACCAAGAGAAAAUACACCAAAAAGCGCCCCCCUGGUUCAAAUGCUCAUCAGCUCCAACCUCCAUCAGUUCCCUCCCCUGGGUCCCCACUGCCACAGCCUGACCCCCCCUCUGACUCUGGGGUGGAGGAGAGGAGGGUGGAGUCUUUCUCCGCCAGCCUGUUGGACCAUGAAUACACGGCAGGGCCGGGGCCAUUUGGACAAGGGGGCCCUAGAGGGUCAGGAGCCAUGGCCCCAGGGGUGUUCCUCUCUUCCAGACGGCCGUCGCUUUCCCCCCAGAACAGCAGCGGCCUCUCCCCCUCCUCCCACUCUCCUGCUGCAGGGGCCAGUGCAGGAGCAGGGCAAGGGAAGCGUCUGAAGAAGGGGCUGGCUACAGCAAAGCAGAGGCUGGGGAAAAUCCUCAAGAUUCACCGCAAUGGCAAACUCCUUCUGUGAGGGCUGGGGAGAGAGGUCUUUAUGUGGAAGAGGGGAGAGGGACAGAAGGGGCAGAGUUUAUAUUAAAGUGGGUGGGGUGGUGACAGUGACAAGGGUUUCUUUUUUACAUUAAUGAAGGAGGAGCAAGGAGAGGGAGGGGUUAUGAAAGUAACUCUGUGUGUGUGUGUGUGGGGGGGGGUUUGGGGUGGUAAUAAACGUGUGUGUGGCAGGGAGAUUGAGGUUUUAUUUAGAAUAAUAGGCAAAGGAACAGAGUAAAGGGCUGAAAGAUUAGACAGGGUAAAAUCAGUCGGGGAGAAAAAAAAAGAGGGUUUCAAAGGAAAAGGGAGAGUUGAAUGUAGGCUUGUUUGUUUUAUUCAGGUAAAGAUCUCAUUCCAUCCCUCAUCCCUCAUCCUUUCCUGUAUUAUGUCCCUCAAAUGGCACUCUUGCAUUCUCCAUCCCUCCCUGCCCAAUACCCAGAAUCCUCACCACCUUUCCAUCUUUAUGCCUCGAAGAAAGAGUCAUGGUAGUUGAGCAGUUUGACUUUCUAAAGGAAACAAUGACCUGGAAUUUUUGCUGGGAGGUGAUAUUACUGAGUAAAGUGUAGUGUUAGUUGCAAUGGCCAAACACGUAGGAGUUUGCUUCAACAAGAGUAUAGUAGGCCCUGAGAAAGGUCUCAGAAACACAAAUAAUGCAAAGUGAGUUUGUGAAAUGGCAUUAUUUGUCAAUGAAAAAAAACAUCAGACUGUAUAAUGUUUUAGCAAAAUAUUAUGUAAUUUUCUUUAUAUGCUGAAAAUCAUUUGUUACGUGCAUUAACCUGGUCAUUUGUUAAGGAGAGAAAGGUAGCCUGUGUGUAAAUGGCUGGUUAUUCUUAGAUGGAGGCACCUGUUGGUCUGGCUGUGUUUGAAUGUAUGCCACUGGAAGGUAUAAAAUUGCCACAGAAGCAGUGAACAGGAUAAAAUGUACAAAUUUAAUAACUGGAGAGUAACGUUCAACACCCUGUCGGCUCUCUGGCUAGCAAGAAUAUGAUCAAUAAGGCAGCUACUCAUGAUGCUGUGGCUAUGUAAAGCUAUCUGCCAGUACUUCAUGCAACGGCGCCACUACACACUGCUUGAAUAUUGUCCAGCCAAAAACAUUAUGUUCUCUCUCUCUCUUGCUCACUCACCUGCUCUUUGUCUGACUCUUUCUCAGUAUUGUUGUGUCUUUCUGUUGUAAUUUUAUCUUUCAUAAAGCUCCUCAUGGUGCUGGUGAUGCACAGGCUUCAGAGUACUGUGGGGUGACAGGGUUAGAGGAGAUGAAGGAUGAGUAGACCUUCCAAGACCGUGAACUGAUGUAACUGUAAUAUCUCAUUAUUCUGACAGCGCUGAGUGAGUGAGAAGUGUACCACUGGGAGAAGACAGUGUGCAUGUUUGUGCACAUGCGUGUGUGAGACGUAUAGCCUGUGUGAGAGCUAGAGGGACUGGGAGUUUGAAUGUAUAAUGUUUGAAAGGGAAAAUUGUGGAAGGGCGGAGAACUAAACUCAGUGCUGACUUCAUUUCUAUUGGGUUUUGUAUCCAGCUGGUUUCUAUGUAUGGUGUAAUGUUUCGUACAGCAUACACCUGUACGUGUUUACUAACGGUCAUGGGCUGACAUCUGUCUCCUCUCCCCUCUCAUCUCCUUUAUUUGCUUCCACCUUUUUUGUCUUUUUCUCUCUGCCUAUUUAUCUCCAAUAUCCCUUUUCACCCCAUGAAAACCUUGAUUCCUCUAAACUGGGCCUGCUGGAGGGCCUCAGUCCCACAGGUUCCAGCACUCUUGAAACACUCUCACAUGUGGCAGAACUGGCAGUUAUGGCCAUAAUUAUCUGAAUUGAGUACUGAAGUGUAUAAAGUGUACAAGAACCAGGGCCCUCCUGCUUGAUGGUGUUGACUCUGUGUAGAUUUAAGUUAAUUUUCCUGUUGAAUAUCAUAAAAAGAAUAGAGGCAGGAAGCAGAAGUCCCCUUGUAGACCUGAAUUACCCUGCACGUUUAAAAGCUAAUUAGUGUUACUAUCUCCAUUGUUUGCUUUUUCCAAUUAUGUUUUAAAGUUUUUUGCUGCAUAACUUGAUUUUAAUUAUGUUUUUAGACAUAGUAUUUCUGUGUUCACCAAUAACACAAAGCAGACUUGUAGAUGUCUUGAAUUUUUCCUGUUCUGGCUUUGACUGCCUACCAUCAGCUUAAUUAAACUAUGGAAUUUGGUGUAAUAUAGACAUUAACCAGCAGGGGAUUAUAGCA
Molecule: messenger RNA, 5937 nt
Organism: Megalops cyprinoides (Indo-Pacific tarpon)
Lineage: Eukaryota; Metazoa; Chordata; Actinopteri; Elopiformes; Megalopidae
Gene: phf8
Product: PHD finger protein 8
Exons: 22
Coding region: 617-3712 (1031 amino acids)
Biological process (GO): protein demethylation; regulation of transcription by RNA polymerase II
Molecular function (GO): transcription coregulator activity; histone demethylase activity
Source: RefSeq, a predicted model, not a curated record